AUGGCACUGGUCAUGGAACCUGUAAGCAAGUGGAGCUCGAGUCAAGUGGUGGACUGGAUGAAAGGCCUGGACGACUGCUUGCAGCAGUACACCCAGACCUUUGAGAGGGAGAAGGUGGGGGGCGACCAGCUCCUCCGCAUCACCCACCAGGAGCUGGAGGACCUGGGUGUGUCCCGGAUCGGCCACCAGGAGCUCAUACUAGAGGCUGUGGACCUGCUCUGUGCCCUGAACUACGGGCUGGAGACGGAGAACCUGAAGACCCUGUCCCACAAGCUGCACGCCUCGGCCAAGAACCUGCAGAACUUCAUCACCAGCCGGCGCCGCAGCGGCCACUACGACGGCCACGCCACCCACAAGCUGCCCAACGACUUCCUCACCUCCGUGGUGGACCUCAUCGCCGCCGCCAAGAGCCUGCUGGCCUGGCUCGACAGGUGCUACUUCUUUUUCAGGUCACCGUUUGCGGCGGUGGCCGACUACUCCUUGACGAGGAAUAAUGUCAUCCAGCUGUGUCUGGAGCUCACUACGAUUGUGCAACAGGACUGCUCCGUGUACGAGACAGAAAACAAAAUCCUCCACGUGUGCAAGACCCUUUCGGGAGUGUGUGACAACAUCAUCUCCCUGUCGUCGGACCCCAUGGUGUCGCAGGCGGCCCACCUGGAGGUGGUGAAGCUGGCCAACAUCAAGUCCACGGAGGGAUUGGGAAUGUACAUCAAAUCCACAUACGACGGGCUUCACGUCAUCACGGGGACCACAGAAGGAUCGCUGGCAGACCGCUGUAAGAAGAUCCAUGCUGGGGAUGAGGUCAUCCAGGUUAAUCACCAGACAGUGGUGGGCUGGCAGCUGAAGAACCUGGUGAACUCGCUGCGUGGAGACCCCUCUGGUGUGAAGCUGACGCUGAAGAAACGGCCACAGAGCACGCUCACAUCUACCCCCGCGCUGCUCAAGAACAUGAGAUGGAAGCCCCUAGCGCUGCAGCCCAUCUUCCCUCAGAGUCCCAGCAGUAGCGUUGCCACGCCAACAAGCACCCUCACCACCCCGUCCAGGAGAGACAGCUGUGCUCUGCAGGAACUCUACAUCCCCCCUCCCCCUGCUGAGCCCUACACACCCAGGGAUGAGAAGGGCGAGCUGCCCGUGGACGAGCUCCAGCAGGACGUCCCGCUGGCCAAGGGCUCCGAGUCGCCCAACUCCUGCCUGGACCUGGAGUCCCGCGGCCGGCGCUUCCCCCCGCUCGAGGAGGACGCCGUGCUGUACUGCUACGAGUACGACCACAACCAGCGGCUGUCCCCGGGGCCCCGGGGCAGCACGCCCACCUACGGCAGACUCAGGCCCAUCUCAAUGCCCCUGGAAUACAACUGGGUGGGAGACUGUGACGAGCCAAUGAAGCUCAACAGAGAGAGCAGGAGAGAUAACUCUCUGCUGCGCUAUGCCAGUGAGGACCGCAGCACAGGCCAGGAGGACUACAUGUCGGCACGCAGCCUGGGCCACGGCCGACGCAAGAGUGACAAGGCAGCAAGCCCCGCCCACUACACGCUGGUCCCCGCCCUCCAGAUGGACGUCUCCAUGUCCACGUCCAGCUCUGACUCCGCCUCUCUUUACAAGGUGUUCGAGCGCUCCUCAAUCCGCUCCAGGUCCAAGAAGAAGAGCACAGUCCUCUCCGUGCCCGAGAACCCCAUGUCCCUGGUCAGUAAGAGACGCAUCUCCUGCAAGGACCUGGGCCAGGGCGAGGAGUGCGAGGGCUGGCUGUGGAAAAAGAAGGACGCCAAGACCUACUUCUCCCAGAGGUGGAAGAAGUACUGGUUCAUUCUGAAGGGCAGCUGCCUGUACUGGUACCGGAACGAGGAGGACGAGAAGGCGGAAGGCUUCGUGAGUCUCCCCGAGUUUAAGAUCGACCGUGCCACCGAAUGCAGAAAGAAGUUUGCCUUCAAGGCCUGCCAUCCCCGAAUCAAGAGCUUCUACUUUGCUGCAGAAAACGUCGAUGACAUGGUCCGGUGGCUGAGCCGUCUGUCGAUGGCCGCCGCUGGCUUUGCCCCGCAACAGGAGAGGGUCCCCCAGGACCAAGACUACUGGAGUGAGAGUGACCAUGAAGACACAGAGCUGAACGCAGUGCCUAAACAGGACAGCCCACCUCCACCCUACGACACCUACCCCAGACCCUCCUCGGCGAGUCCUUACAUGGAGGCCAAACACAGCCACCGCUCCUCUUCCGACACCUUCCACUCCCGCUCCUCCCACGAGGACUACCGCCCCUCCUCCUCCCAGGACUACCUCCCCUCCUCCGCCCACGAGGACUACCACCCCUCCUCCGACUACCUCUCCUCCUCCGCCCAGGACUACCAGGAAGGCAGCGUCAGCAACAACAACGGCAGCGUUUCCCCGGGCGACCUCCGCCACCCCCGGCCGGACCGGCAGUCCACGCUGCCGUCCCACCGCACCGCCCUGAUGCUGGAGAGCUACGUCCCCGCCCGGCUCCCCCCGAGACCCUCCCUGGACGGGGAGGGGGGCGGCGGUGGGAAGCACCGCAGCUUCACCCUGCCCCGGGACAGCGGGCUGCACGCCAUCCUGGCGGCGGCGGGCAACAUGGCGGAGCGGGGGGAGCCGGGGGGCUACAGGAUGGAGCGCCCCGCCCACGGAGACGGGGAGCGGGAGCGCAGGCUGCAGGCCGACUCUCUGGGGGAUCUCUACCGGGCUCUGGAGCGGGCCAGUGUGUCCCCCGGCGCCGACCCCAGGCCUGGCGCGCGCCUGGAGUACAAGCGCUCCUUCGUCCGGCGCACCAACGACCCCCUGCUGAGCGAGAAGCUCCACCGGCUCCGCGUGCUGCACAGCUCGCUGAAGAAUGUGCCCGACAGUCUAACCAGCGAGUAG
Messenger RNA from Gadus chalcogrammus (walleye pollock), 2862 nucleotides. RefSeq names its product connector enhancer of kinase suppressor of ras 2-like. The coding region runs from base 1 to 2862 and encodes 953 amino acids. The transcript is spliced from 24 exons. The record is from RefSeq and is a predicted model, not a curated record. Gene Ontology annotation, molecular function: protein binding. Gene Ontology annotation, biological process: regulation of signal transduction. Lineage: Eukaryota; Metazoa; Chordata; Actinopteri; Gadiformes; Gadidae. Gene Ontology annotation, cellular component: cytoplasm; membrane.